AUGGCUGUGCGCGUCUUAUAUUUGCUGGUAUCCGCGCUGUUGCUAGUUAUGGCGAAGCCGAGUAUUACCAAACUGGAUGCGUGGACUCCACGUAAACAGGCACAUGACCGCAUCAUCGAUGGCCACCCAGCAGGGGUCGGCCAGUUCACUCACCAGGCCCUUGUACUUGCCGACGAGCGGUAUAUAUGCGCCGGGUCGCUCAUCACCAGAACUGCAGUCCUCACCGCAGCACAUAAUGUCGUUAGGUAUAGCAAGUGGACCGUCCGCCUGGGAGGCAUCUACCGGAGUCAGGACGAGUCCACUGCCUGGACCGUGGUCUCAAGCUGGGCCCAGGUGCACCCAGAAUUCAACACGUCAUCCUAUUACGGUUACGACGUUGCUGUCAUAUUCCUGCCCGAGGAAGCUCCUCUGAACAGUUACAUCAACCUGGUGGCGUUACCUUCUUCUCUCGAGGUCAACGAAUCCUUCGUGGGACUACGCGCUCAGGUCAGCGGCUGGGGAUAUAUUAAUGGGAGUGUCCAGGGCAAUGGACCAGGAAAGCAGCAGAUGGAAAAUAGUACAAGUUAA
This is a messenger RNA of Schistocerca serialis cubense, 567 nucleotides long. Its product is annotated as trypsin-3-like. Gene Ontology annotation, biological process: proteolysis. Bases 1 to 567 code for a protein of 188 amino acids. The record is from RefSeq and is a predicted model, not a curated record. The transcript is spliced from 5 exons. NCBI's taxonomy places the organism in Eukaryota, Metazoa, Arthropoda, Insecta, Orthoptera, Acrididae. Gene Ontology annotation, molecular function: serine-type endopeptidase activity.